UCGGCCCUUAGUUGAGCUAAUUGUCGCCUGUUUAAAAUAUAACAUGUAUAGUACGUUAAGUAAGUUAAGUGUUUUAUUAUCCAUUACGAUAAUAAAUCGGUGUCACUAAUUACUUCCGGGGUAAAUUCGCAACUUGGGCACUGUGCUGUUGCGUCACAGUCCGUGUUUAGACUGACCUGUCCCCCCCUCCCCAGCUUUUAUGUACACUGCUGUGCUCGUUGCCGCUGUUGUCGGCGGGGGAGUCCUGCUCCUCGUUCGCCGUUUGUUCCCGCAAAAGAAAGCCGUGAAGUUGCUCCGGUAUCCGUCCCGCACCAUGAAUGGAAAGACGGUCAUCGUGACCGGAGCUAACAGCGGGAUAGGGAAGGCCGUGGCCGGGGAGCUGCUGAAGCUGCACGCCCGGGUCAUCAUGGCCUGUCGGGACCUGCACAGCGCAGAGGAGGCAGCCCAGGACAUCAAGAAGCAAGCGGGACAAGAGCAGGGAGAGGUGGUCAUCAAGCACCUGGACCUGGCUUCUCUUACGUCCGUCAGAAAGUUUUGUAAGGAAAUUAACGAGGAGGAACCCAAGAUCGACGUGCUCAUCAACAACGCGGGCAUCUACCAGUGUCCCUACACGAAGACGGAGGAUGGCUUUGAGAUGCAGUUCGGUGUGAAUCACCUGGGCCACUUCCUCCUCACUCACCUGCUGCUGGACCUCCUGAAGAUUUCGGCUCCCAGUCGCAUCGUCGUGGUUUCCUCCAAACUUUACAAGUACGGCCAGAUCAACUUCGACGACCUGAACAGCGAGAGUAACUACGACAAGGCCUCCUGCUACAGUCAGAGCAAGCUGGCCAACCUGCUCUUCACGUUGGAGCUGGCUCGUCGGCUCGAGGGGACGGGGGUCACGGUCAACGCUCUCACUCCAGGCAUUGUGAGGACCAGACUGGGCAGGCACGUUCAAAUCCCUCUCCUGGCAAAGCCUCUCUUCUCCCUCGCCUCGAUGGUCUUUUUCAAGAGUCCGCUGGAGGGGGCCCAGACUCCUCUCUAUCUGGCCUGCUCCCCGGAGGUGGAGGGGGUGUCGGGGAAAUGUUUCGCUGACUGCAAAGAAGAGGAGCUGCUGCCUAAAGCUACGGAUGGACAGGCGGCCAAGAAGCUGUGGGACAUCAGCAGGAGGAUGGUUGGACUCGAUAAGUGAGCAGAGUCCAGAUCUGAGGGGACUUAAGUGUUCUUGGACCACAUGGUUAAUCUCUUGCAGCACCGUUCCCCAAGAAAUGGGAUGUGAAAAGACCCAUUGCCACCUUGGGAAUACAAAUAUUAAUUGCAUGUUACAUUGUGCCACCGAAGAGUGAUAAUUAAGUGUCUGUGAGCAGGAGUGCUUUGUUGCAGUGGGCUUUUAUUGAAAGAUCGAAAUUUAGUAGUAUUGCAACAUAAAAUGAUGUAUUUUCGUCUCAGUAACUCUUCAGGGUUUCCCUGAAUUCAAAUGUAUACUUCACUUAAGAAAUCUGCUUUCUGGAGAAAUACAAUGCUAAGAACAUGUGACUUCCUACAAAGACGCUGCGAGAUGAGGAACUACUUUUAGUUUGCCCGAAAAAGGAAAUUAAGAAACGUUGAAAUAAAAACAUGAAAAAAUUCUGACUGAAGCUAAAUUUCUGUGGGCUGUCAAUCUAAGAUAGCAUUGUUUCUGGACCUGAACGAGAUUCAAACAAACGCUGACGUCAAAGGGAGUGAAAUCUUGAGCAAAUGGCCUCGUAGUGUCCAUCAAAGCAGAGCUGAGUUGUCACAUUUUCCUGCGUUGUGAGGUCUCAUUAUUGCUUCUGCGAAUCCUGACGGUGGACUGAAACUCAGCUCUGUUAUUGCUAAAUCUGUGCAUACUUUAGCAUCUAUUUUGCUAAGGAGCGGUGGGGGAGUUUAGUCUAGUUUUGCCCUCUUGUUGUGUUUGAAGUGUUAAUGCUCUCUGCCGAGGCUGGAAGAGCUGCAACAAGAAAAAGGUCGACGAUGCAGAUCGGUGAGCUGUCGUUGUGUUACGUGGCUCCCCCUUUUGGAUGUUUUUAGACACGCAACUAAAUCCCUUCUCACCUCUGCAGGAGUCAGGAGAUACAAGGCAGGAUUUACUGCCUGUUAUCAGUGUGUUUUUAAGUGCCUGUCAUUUUCCAAACUGUUUGUAAAAACAAGAGAUACUACAACAAAAUAUGUCUGAAUGUGAAAUUAAAAUGCAUACGAAUAAACCUAAGAACAUUUCUGAGAUGA
Molecule: messenger RNA, 2223 nt
Organism: Mugil cephalus (flathead mullet)
Lineage: Eukaryota; Metazoa; Chordata; Actinopteri; Mugiliformes; Mugilidae
Gene: rdh14b
Product: retinol dehydrogenase 14b
Exons: 2
Coding region: 200-1171 (323 amino acids)
Source: RefSeq, a predicted model, not a curated record